Dovyalis caffra is the source of this 342-nucleotide messenger RNA. NCBI's taxonomy places the organism in Eukaryota, Viridiplantae, Streptophyta, Magnoliopsida, Malpighiales, Salicaceae. The record is from the annotation of a GenBank genome assembly.
AUGUGCAAUAGUAGCUACUGCUGUGCAGAAGCUGAUGAGAUGGCAAACAAUCAUGGUUGUAGGCACGGACAGAAACAACCUAAUGGUGAUGCUAAUGUGUUACUUGAUAGGUUUGGGGUGGAUGUCAUGUCUUGUUUAUGGAUGAUGAAACCUCACCAGAUUUGUGAUGUCUAUAAAUGGUGUUUGAGCGAUAAGCAUGCAGAGAUUAGACAACAAGAUGUUGAUCUUAUUUUAGAAAUUGUUACUGUCAUGAAGCUAUGCAAAGAGGAACCAUUGAUGGGUCAUAUUGAUGCGAAGUUGUACGACUAUUUAAGUGGAGAGAUUGCUGCAGUAGAUGACUAG